Messenger RNA from Cuscuta campestris, 897 nucleotides. NCBI's taxonomy places the organism in Eukaryota, Viridiplantae, Streptophyta, Magnoliopsida, Solanales, Convolvulaceae. The record is from the annotation of a GenBank genome assembly.
CACGCAAACAAAUAAGAGUUAUCGAGAGACCGUAAUAGUACACAAGAAAGACUUUUUGGGACGGAGGGAAUAUAAUUUUGAAGUUAAAUUAAAACCUAUAUAUAGAUAGCGCGGCAUCGAUACAUUAAUUACAUGAUGAUGAUGAUGAUGAUGAAGGAUAGUAAUUAAUUAAUUAAUUAGUACUACGUACACAAAAUUACACCGAUUAUAAUAAUAAUACUCCGUAAUUAAAAUGAAGAAGAAGCAGUAGUGGUAGUGAUCUGAUGAUGAGGGGCCUGCAGGGAGGCUACGGCGGCGGGGGCGUGGCGGGAGAGGUGGUGGCCGGAGAUAUUAUUUGUAUAUCCUCCAUCGAUCAGAAAGGGCCGUAUCGGAGAUCGGUGAAUUUGGAUUUGAACCACUUGACGCUGCCUCGGAGAGUGGACUUGACCUUACCUUCGGUGGCCAGCAACUUGUACGACGCUAUCCUCUUCUUCCUCUUCGUCUCCGGAUUCCUAAUUAUAUACUCCAUCCACUCCCAACUACGGCUCCACCAUUGACUUCCUAGCUACUUUUUAAAUAAGAAAUAAAAUCAAAAGGUAUAUCAACAUGGAGUACCUUAUCUACACCAAGCCAAUACAAACACAGACAAACACAAAAUGUUUGUACUGCACAGACAUUUUGUGUCUGUGUGUGUCUAUGUUGGUUUGGUGUAUAUAUGAGGUAUUCCAUGUUGGUGUACCUCUAACAUUGUCCAAAAUCAAAUUGCCUCUUAAAACUUUUAAAGAUAAUUAAGAAAUUGUGUAUUACUUCCUCCGUCCCAAAUUAUAAUGCCUGUUUACUAUUCACAGGGUCAAACUUCAUUUACUUUCUUUCUCUAUUUUCGUUAGCAAUUUGAUAAAAUAAAAUAUUAUUGUCACU